This is a messenger RNA of Tripterygium wilfordii, 3336 nucleotides long. Its product is annotated as probable disease resistance protein At4g27220. Lineage: Eukaryota; Viridiplantae; Streptophyta; Magnoliopsida; Celastrales; Celastraceae. The transcript is spliced from 3 exons. The record is from RefSeq and is a predicted model, not a curated record. The coding region runs from base 105 to 3056 and encodes 983 amino acids. Gene Ontology annotation, molecular function: ATP hydrolysis activity; ADP binding; protein binding.
GGCGCUCGAAUUAAUAUCGAGUCUUCUUCUUCUCUCAAAAUAUUAAAUAUCCGGUGAAAGAGUAUCAGCAACACUACCUACGCCAGACUGUUCUCUAUUGCACUAUGGAGUCUAUAGGGAAAGCUGUUCUCUCAUGGGUUUCUAACAAAGUCAACCAUCAUGUUUGUCUUGAUGAAAAUGUGAACAAGCUCAAAAGAAAAUUUGAAUAUUUGAAUGGCCGAGAGGAAGAUGUAGUGACAAGAUUGGGCACAGAGCUUCAGCAAGGAAAGAAGUUAAAGAAAGAGGUUGAAGUUUGGCUGGGUGAUGUGCAACGGAUUAAUGAUGAAAGACAUGCCAUAGAAAGUGAAAUAAGAGAUGGGAGAUAUUUAUUACGUACAGAGUUGGGAAAACGUGUUGUGGAGAUGACCGAUGAAGCAGAAAGACUUUAUCAGAAGGGCAGCUUUCCUUGUGGCCUGGUUUUUGAUGCACCUCGUCCCAGGGGAGAGAUAUUGGCGACUACGAAUCUUGUUGGCCAAACUACUGCUCAAAGAAAGAUGGAAGAAAUCUGGAAAAUCUUGAAACACAAUGAUAAUGUUAGAAAGAUUGGACUUUAUGGGAUGGGAGGAUCUGGUAAAACAACACUUAUGAAGCACAUAAAUAAUCGUCUCUUGGAAGAUCCACCGAAGUUUGGUAAAGUUAUAUGGAUCACUGUGUCAAAACCGUUUAAUAUCAGCAGAUUACAACAUGACAUUGGCACUACUCUAGAUUUGGAUCUUUCAAGGAUUGAAGAUGAAACAAAAAGGGCAUCAAAGAUACAUGCAGCAUUACGAAGAAAGCGGAGAUGUGUCAUCAUUCUGGAUGAUAUGUGGGAAGCAUUUCCUUUAGAGGCCAUUGGUAUCCCUGAGCCUACCCAAGAGAAUAAAUCCAAACUAGUUUUGACAACUCGAUCACUUGAUGUAUGCCGACGAAUGGAGUGUGAAGGUAUUAAAAUGGAGCUUCUUUCAAAAGAAGAAGCAUGGGAGUUAUUCUCUGGUAGAGUUGGGAAUCACGUCUUAGUUGAUCCAUCUAUUGAGGCAAUAGCUAGAAAAGUGGCAGAUGAAUGUGCUUGCUUGCCUCUUGCCGUUGUCACGGUAGCUGGAAGUAUGAGGGCCAAAGAUGACCUGUGUGAAUGGAGGACUGCAUUAAGAGAAUUACGAGAAGUUACAGAGAGGCACACUGACAUACUCGAGACGCUGAAGUUCAGUUAUAAUCGCUUAAAGAAUCAGAAACUCCAGGAAUGUUUUUUAUAUUGUGCAUUAUACCCUGAAGAUUUUGAAAUAGAUAGAGAGGAGUUGAUAGAGCAUUUAAUUGCGGAGGGAAUAAUAGAUGUUUUGGACUGCAGGAAAGCUGAGCAUGACAAGGGCCAUGUCAUGUUGAAUGAACUAGAGAAUGCAUGCUUGUUGGAAAGGGUUGAAGGGCACCAGAGACUCAAAUGUGUCAAGAUGCAUGAUUUGAUUAGAGACAUGGCCAUCCGGAUCAUGAGUGUGAGCCCUCGAUCAAUGGUUAAAGCGGGUCUGCAAUUGAGAGAAAUACCAGACGAGGAAAAUUGGACAGCAGAUCUUGAGAAAGUCUCCUUAAUGAAAAACUACAUAGAAGAAAUCCCUUCUAGCCAUCGGCCAAGAUGUCACUCUCUCUCAACAUUGUUUCUUUCCAGAAAUGAAUAUCUUAGCAGCCUUUCAGAUUCUCUCUUUCUGGAUUUGUGUGGGGUCAAGGUUCUUGAUCUUUCAUAUACAAGAGUUACAGAAUUGCCGUCUUCAAUCUCUAAUCUUGGGAAUCUGAGGGCCUUGUUGCUUCGCUGUUGUGAGAUGGAGUGUGUUCCCUCUUUGUCAAAGAAUAGAGCAUUAAAGAAAUUGGACCUCUGUGAUUGUGCUAGACUUAAAGAAGUACCUCAUGGGAUAGAGAUGCUGUCCAAUCUUACAUACCUUAAUCUUCAUGGUACAAUCGAUCUAGAGGAGUUACCAUCUGGGAUAUUACCUAAACUGUCCCGUCUGCAGUUCUUGAAAUUCCACUGCUUCUCACGUAGUUUGACUGUUGCAGGACAGGAAAUUGCGCGCUUGAGAAAGUUAGAAACACUGGAAUGCCAAUUUAGUGGUGUGGGUGACUUUAAUAAGUAUGUCAGUUCCCUAGCAAACUAUCCUGGACCUUCAACAAGGGAUGAUGACAUGGAGGCACAGCGGUUGAAUGACUACCUUCUUGUAAUGGGGCCAAUUGAUGGUACCUCAUUGGAAACUCACUUCAGAGAAAAGAAGUUUAGUAAAGAGGCAUGGUUACUGAACUAUAGCAUUGGUAGAGAAGCGCCAAACCGCCUAGUACUUCCAAAAGAUAUUCAAUCAUUAUUUAUUGAAGAGUGUCAUGAUCUGAGGAGCUUAUGCAACAACAUUCCAUCCUUAAAGUAUGCAACUGAAUUGAAGUGCCUUGAGGUUGAAUAUUGUGAUGGGGUUGAGUGCCUCCUUUCUUUGUCCUCUUCAGCCUCCUAUCGCCCACUCCAGAGCCUCGAGAAAUUGUGUCUUGAGAAAUUAGAGAGCUUGCGUGUCCUCUUCAACACCGAAGGAUUUGUUGCGUCACCAUCAGCAACUAUAUGCGGUGGUACCUUUUCCUGUCUCAAAAUAUUUGUUCUUUCAAAGUGUCCCAAUAUAAAGCAGCUCUUCCCCCCUGGCUUGCUACCUAACCUUCAAAAUCUUGAAGAGAUUCAAGUGACUAGAUGUGAGAAACUGGAAGGUUUUAUUGUUAACAACAACGUUGAUGUUCUCAUCACCGAAUUCAAACUCCCGAAGUUAAAGGUUUUCAAAUUGUGUUGGCUGCCAGAAUUGAAGAGCAUUUGUGGUCAUGGUGUGGCAAUGGCUUGUGAUUCUCUCCAAGUGAUUGAUAUAAACUGUUGUUGGAAGCUAAAGAGGAUCCCUUUCGUAUUACCAGCUCCAUCUCCUCUUAAAAAGAUCUAUACCAACAAAGAAUGGUGGGAAUCGUUGGAGUGGGAUCAUCUGGAUGCUAAGAAUGCCCUUCAACCCUUGUGCCAGUUCAUCUAUACAAUGUCUUACUGAAAUGGGGCAAAAGCAAGCUGACUAAGGGAAUGCCUAACCCAAAAGGACGAUUAUUCUGGGACUGGUCCAUCGCACUUACUUCUGAGUUGAUACAUCUGACCUGUAAUUCUAGAUUGUGCCUUCCUACUUAUCUGCUCUUUUUACAUCCUUGUCGUAACCGGUAUUUGGUUCUGUAUUGGUAUGUACAAUAUUCUAACAAAUAAUUACAUUGUAAUUUCAAAGACUACACAGCUCAUUUAUAGUAAAAGUAGUUGUAUUCCAAAAGUUUUGUUCUGCUUUA